Messenger RNA from Podarcis lilfordi (Lilford's wall lizard), 758 nucleotides. NCBI's taxonomy places the organism in Eukaryota, Metazoa, Chordata, Lepidosauria, Squamata, Lacertidae. The record is from the annotation of a GenBank genome assembly.
AUUUUUUUAAUUGUGGCAGCCUUUCAAAUGAUAGCUUAACCUGCAAGGCCAGGAAGAAAUCCAAAAAGGGCAGGGUAGGAAAACUGAAGCAAGCAAAGCAGAACAGCCAAAAAACCCCUCCAAAACAGCAAAAAUCCAACAAGGUAAGAAUUGCCAGAGCAAGGCAAGCACCUUGAAGAGUUGGACCAGAUCAACAAGUGUUGGCGGCUGUGGCAAGCUGGACUGCGACAUGUCUGAUGAUCCGUGUGAUACAGAAAGCUUGGAAGAAGCUGAGCCAUCCUGCCAUGCGAGGAAGCCGAAAACAUCUCGUUCUUGCCGGGCUGGGCUGGUAUUCCCUGUAAGCCGCAUUGAAAGAUUCCUCCGGAAGGGAGACUACGCAGAGCGCAUUGGAUCAGGAUCGUCUGUGUACAUGGCUGCAGUGCUUCAGUACCUGACCUAUGACAUUAUGGAUAUAGCUGGGAACAUUGCUAAAAAUGACCACAAGCGCCGAAUUGCCCCCCGGCACUUACAGAGAGCCAUCAGUGAUGAUGCUGAGCUCCACUCUCUGCUUGGAGGGAUCACCUUCCCCCAGGGGAACACCCUGCCCAAGACUAAGUCCACCGCAUCAACCAGGAGGGGGAAGGGCAAGAAAUCUGGCAAGGCCGUCAGAGCUCAAAAUGUUGUUACUGCAUAAGCAAGGGUAAUGCUGUUUUUCUGGACUUGAGAUUGAGUCUUUAGUACUCAACAACAUGGUCUAAUAAAAGCUGAUCUGACCAUUC